UUAGCUGCUCUCGCGAUUCACGAAAAACUUUACACACUUUUAUCUACGUAGCUGGAAUGUAAACGGUAGACGUUACUCUACACAUCACACUCGGGGCCCGAUGGAGUCGCUGGAAUCAGCUGUGCAUCAUAUCUGGCUAUGAUAAACGAGUAAUGAACGGCAAAAACACUUAAUUAAACAAUGGAGGGAAUGCUGUAUAAGUGGACCAAUUACAUAAGCGGUUGGCAACCUCGUUGGUUUGUGCUAGAUGGAGGAACUUUGUCUUACUAUGACUCUCAAGAAGAUGCCUGGAAAGGUUGCAAGGGCAGCAUUAAAAUUUCAGUUUGUGAAAUACAAGUUCAUUCCUCUGACUCGACACGAGUGGACCUGACCAUACCUGGAGAGCAGUACUUUUACCUCAGAGCCAUUAAUGCAGCAGAGAGGCAAAAAUGGCUGGUGGCACUGGGAACAGCCAAAGCUUGCCUUACAGACAACCGAACUAAGAGAGAAAAAGAACUCCAAGAGAACACAGAGGCGCUGAAAACUAAGAUGUCAGAACUCAGAUUGUACUGUGACCUUCUUCUCCAACAAGUAAACAAGAUCAAGGAGAAUGAUGAGCUAGGAGACACAGCGGAGACAGGCAUAGACACUGGAAACAUGGUGAAAUCUACAUGCACCACUUUCCUUAAGACUCUAGAGGAAUGCAUGCAGAUAGCGAAUCGUACUUUCAGUACGGAUAUGGCAACACAGAGUCCACCAGGAUCUCCCCCAGUAGCAGCCAUUAAACCUCAGAAGAUUAAACCUGUCAAUCAGUUAAAUCAGAACCUUGGAGAAAAAUGGAGAGAUUUGUCUGAAACCACAGGAGAAGCAAUUGCACAUGACAACCAGAGCCUAGACUCUGGAGCAGAGGGGCCAGAUGAACCAGACAGACCGGAACACCAUCCCUCCCCAUCAGACAUUGAUGCAGCCAAUGGCAACAGCUCAGUCCAGGAGGAGCAGGUUGAUCCUUCCCUACACACUACCCAGAAUACCUCUGAGACUAAACACUACGACCAACCGGCAGAGGGGGAUGAGGAGAACGACACUGAUGAUCAAAAGGACACAAAACAAGAGCAGAAGCACAAAGUGGACCAAAGUGAAGAGCACGACAACAAUAGCGAAGAAGAGAACGCUGUCCAGCCCCAGCAGCAACAGGAAGCUGUUCCAGACCAAGACGAGCAAGAUGAGCAAGAUGAGCAAUAUGAGCAAGACGAGGUUCAGCAUGAAGGAGAGACGUCCAGAGAUUCAACAGAGCCAGAAGACACAGAGCAGGUGGAAACUUUCUUCAGCACAAUGAGUCACAGAUUUAGUGAUUUAAGACUGGACGACGACAAUGGUAUCCCCACACAAGAGUUUUUGGACUCAUGCUAUGCAAUAGUGCCUGUAUUAGACAAGCUGGGGUCCACAGUGUUUGCACCAGUUAAAAUGGAUUUUGUUGGAAAUAUCAAGAAAAUUCAGCAGAAGCUGAUGUCAGACCCCGACAGUUUUCCCACACUACAGUCCAUCGUGCUGCAUGAAGUUCAGGCAGACGUCACCCAGGUGCGCAACUCUGCCACUGAGGCCCUGCUGUGGCUCAGGCGAGGCCUGAAGUUCCUCAAGGAGUUUCUGUCAGAAAUCAACGCAGGAGAACAAGACAUCCAGGGUGCCCUCAACAAUGCCUAUGGAAAGACUCUUCGACAGUACCAUGGAUGGGUUGUGCGAGGUGUAUUUGCUUUGGCACUGAGAGCUGCCCCAUCUUAUCAAAGUUUCGCUGCUGCUUUAGUGUCCAGAGAAGGUGACGAGCUGAAGAGCGGCUUCAAAAGCGGCAUGCACAGGGACCUGGAUGUGUACCUGCCUGCUAUGCAGAAGCAGCUGGCCAUCCUUGAUGCCCUGUAUGAAGAAUACAACCUGGAGUCUGACGAGGUGGUGUGAAACUUGCACAAAGAGAUGAUUGGCAGUCAUGGAAGGACAAAAAAGAAAAACCUGAAUGAAGGGAUAGAGUAACGGCGAGCUGCUGAAGGAAGGUGCCAGAUGCCGGGUGCAUCUUGUGUACAAAGUAGUGUGAGCAUGUCAUGUGUCGGUGUGACGUGUUUCCAGUGGUUCUUAAACUCUACGACAGUAGAGGGUCUAGGUUUGAACAAGUUAUGAAUGUCUGUAUUUAGGAGCCCAAAAAGGGCAAAGCAAACAUUAACAAUUAAUACAUUAUGGUUUAAUGAAAUGUAGUUUCUGGGUUUUGUUAAAAAGACCAUUGACAUUUUAGGGGUAUGAAGCCCUGUUAUGCAGACUCCAACCAUAAUGACUCAUGGUAACAUUUGUUUCUGGUGCACAUUUUGUCGCUGUCUUGUGGAUUUUUAUGUAUUGUAUGUGUUUUAAGGUAACCACAGAGUAUUUGGCUCUAGUAACUUCCCUGAGAGAUGAUUUGUUGUCCCUCUUGAACUGAUUAGAAUGCAAAGUAAUUUUUAAUCAGAACUGUCCCGUUUCUUCUGAUUCAUUAAAUAGGGACACACUUGCAACUGACACAAAGCACUAUUUUGACAAAAACAAUGUCAGAUUGUUACAUGGCCUAGUCUCUUGCCCUAAGCAGGUGAUGGAUUUGCAUACCGGGCUAACUUUUAGUAUAACAAGCAAACCCUUUAUCUUGCACUGACUGUUAAAGUUAAGUGAAGAUUAUGAUCAAUGUCGCUUAUUUUGUUUUGUUUGUUUCAUUCCUUGAAAUUUGAAUCUCAAUUCUGCAGUUUGACAAUGUAUUGUUUUGUUUUACAUCAUUGACUUUCAAUGGGACCAAAAAGGAAGUGUCAUAUGAAUGGCUUUAGCCUAUGCUGCCUACAGUACCACAACACAGGAAAAUUGAACAAUACAGUGUGGCUGUUAAAGUACUGACAACUGCUGAAUAUUUAUGUGGACAUCUUCUGCACAAACCUAUGCAUAGUAUGCAUUUUCACAAUGUCUAUUUAUUAUGUCUUAAGUUAUAAAGUUCUCAUUAAUGUCAUUGGGGUCAUUUCAGUCCAACUUUCAUGUGUGUGUAUGUUUGGGUAUUUGUAUCCAUAGAGCAUGUUUGAUUGCAUGGUUAAGUAACAUGGGCCAAGGCCUUGAAUUAACCGACUUAAUUAUUUAAUUAAUCCUAAAGAGGAUUGAUUCUGAAAGUUAUAACCCAUUGCUUCUCCUUCAUCUGUGUACUGAUAAUGAACAGCAAGUGUAACUGUCUCCUCUACAGAUCUCAGCAUUUUUCACCAUCUCAUCCAUGCACUGUUCUACAUAUACUUGAGUGUUGUUACCAGCCGUACUUAAUAUUUUAUGAUGUCUCUUCAAAAAUUUAAAAAUGAGUGGUAGGACUCCACUUCCCAGGCCAGGUUAAAGUUUGGCCAUAGAUUUCACUGAGCCAUUCAAACAAAGCAGGAACAUCCUCAUAGGGCUUUUUUACCAAGACAUACCACAUAGUAUUUUUUACCUUUUAUUCCAAGUAUUGUUUUGAGUUUUCAGGAAUGCUUACAGCACAUUCUUGUACAAUAAAUAAGUCAUUUGCAGCAGCUUUACAUCAGCGAUGUGCAAUAGGCUGAUUUCCUGUUGCAGAUGAAUUUCAAUAUUAAUCCUGAGAAUAUGCUAUUGUAAUAUUGAAAACAUUUGAUUUGAUUUUUUUCUAUGAAUGUAUAUAAGAUGCUAUCUGAUUUUUACUUAAUAAAUAUAAUUAAGUUGUCUUA
Thunnus maccoyii (southern bluefin tuna) is the source of this 3695-nucleotide messenger RNA. It is a transcript of the gene plekha8, whose product is annotated as pleckstrin homology domain containing, family A (phosphoinositide binding specific) member 8. The coding region runs from base 181 to 1929 and encodes 582 amino acids. Gene Ontology annotation, biological process: intermembrane lipid transfer; ceramide transport. Gene Ontology annotation, molecular function: ceramide 1-phosphate transfer activity; ceramide 1-phosphate binding. Gene Ontology annotation, cellular component: cytosol; membrane; cytoplasm. NCBI's taxonomy places the organism in Eukaryota, Metazoa, Chordata, Actinopteri, Scombriformes, Scombridae. The transcript has 13 exons. The record is from RefSeq and is a predicted model, not a curated record.